AUGUGCAUUUCUGACACCCUCUGUCUCCUGACCUCCACCCUCUGUCUCCUGACCUCCACCCUCUGUCUCCUGACCUCCACCCUCUGUCUCCUGACCUCCACCCUCUGUCGCCUGACCUCCACCCUCUGUCUCCUGACCUCCACCCUCUGUCUCCUGACCUCCACCCUCUGUCUCCUGACCUCCACCCUCUGUCACCUGACCUCCACCCUCUGUCUCCUGACCUCCACCCUCUGUCGCCUGACCUCCACCCUCUGUCUCCUGACCUCCACCCUCUGUCACAUGACCUCCACCCUCUGUCUCCUGACCUCCACCCUCUGUCUCCUGACCUCCACCCUCUGUCACCUGACCUCCACCCUCUGUCUCCUGACCUCCACCCUCUGUCGCCUGACCUCCACCCUCUGUCUCCUGACCUCCACCCUCUGUCUCCUGACCUCCACCCUCUGUCACCUGACCUCCACCCUCUGUCUCCUGACCUCCACCCUCUGUCUCCUGACCUCCACCCUCUGUCUCAUGACCUCCACCCUCUGUCUCCUGACCUCCACCCUCUGUCGCCUGACCUCCACCCUCUGUCGCCUGACCUCCACCCUCUGUCUCCUGACCUCCACCCUCUGUCUCUUGACCUCCACCCUCUGUCUCCUGACCUCCACCCUCUGUCUCCUGACCUCCACCCUCUGUCUCCUGACCUCCACCCUCUGUCGCCUGACCUCCACCCUCUGUCUCCUGACCUCCACCCUCUGUCUCCUGACCUCCACCCUCUGUCUCCUGACCUCCACCCUCUGUCUCCUGACCUCCACCCUCUGUCGCCUGACCUCCACCCUCUGUCUCCUGACCUCCACCCUCUGUCUCCUGACCUCCACCCUCUGUCACCUGACCUCCACCCUCUGUCUCCUGACCUCCACCCUCUGUCUCCUGACCUCCACCCUCUGUCUCAUGACCUCCACCCUCUGUCUCCUGACCUCCACCCUCUGUCGCCUGACCUCCACCCUCUGUCUCCUGACCUCCACCCUCUGUCUCCUGACCUCCACCCUCUGUCUCUUGACUUCCACCCUCUGUCUCCUGACCUCCACCCUCUGUCUCCUGACCUCCACCCUCUGUCUCCUGACCUCCACCCUCUGUCGCCUGACCUCCACCCUCUGUCUCCUGACCUCCACCCUCUGUCUCCUGACCUCCACCCUCUGUCUCCUGACCUCCACCCUCUGUCGCCUGACCUCCACCCUCUGUCUCCUGACCUCCACCCUCUGUCUCCUGACCUCCACCCUCUGUCACCUGACCUCCACCCUCUGUCUCCUGACCUCCACCCUCUGUCUCCUGACCUCCACCCUCUGUCUCAUGACCUCCACCCUCUGUCUCCUGACCUCCACCCUCUGUCGCCUGACCUCCACCCUCUGUCUCCUGACCUCCACCCUCUGUCUCUUGACCUCCACCCUCUGUCUCCUGACCUCCACCCUCUGUCGCCUGACCUCCACCCUCUGUCGCCUGACCUCCACCCUCUGUCGCCUGACCUCCACCCUCUGUCUCCUGACCUCCACCCUCUGUCGCCUGACCUCCACCCUCUGUCUCCUGACCUCCACCCUCUGUUUCCUGACCUCCACCCUCUGUCUCCUGACCUCCACCCUCUGUCGCCUGACCUCCACCCUCUGUCUCCUGACCUCCACCCUCUGUCUCCUGACCUCCACCCUCUGUUGCCUGACCUCCACCCUCUGUCUCCUGACCUCCACCCUCUGUCGCCUGACCUCCACCCUCUGUCGCCUGACCUCCACCCUCUGUCUCCUGACCUCCACCCUCUGUCGCCUGACCUCCACCCUCUGUCUCCUGACCUCCACCCUCUCAAUCACGUGGUACAAAGAUGGCCGUCCGGUCACGGGCGCCGCGGGGGUGACCGUGGCGAGGCGAGGGCAGCUGUUGGAGAUUGAACAGGCUCAACUCUCAGACGCUGGAGAGUACAAAUGUGUGGCCGUGAACCUGGCUGGAGUGGCUGAGAUGUUCCACAGCCUACACGUGCUCGUCCCUCCAGUGAUCUCCAGCCGUGGGGGCACUGUCACGGUGGUGGUCAAUGAAGCGGUCAGACUGGAGUGUGAGGCCACUGGGGUCCCCCUGCCCAGCCUCACCUGGCUCCAGGACGGCAGCCCUGUGGCCAGUCUGUCCCAUGGAAUACAGGUGGAGUCUGGGGGCCGACUCCUGUCUAUGAGCAGUGCACAGGUCACAGACACCGGCCGCUACACCUGCGUGGCUGUCAACGCAGGAGGAGAACAACAGAAGCACUAUGACCUGCGGGUGUUUGUGCCUCCCAACAUAAAGGGAGAGGAGGUGAACGCCACAGUGAUGCUGGGCGACCCAGUGGAGCUGCACUGCCAGAGCGAUGCUGUGCCCCCUCCGGUCCUGUCCUGGCGCAAAGAUGGCCGCCCUCUCUUCAGGAAGCUCGGGCUCACGCUGUCUGAGGACGGAAGCCAGCUCAAGGUUGCCAGAGCCCAACUGCAGGACUCAGGACGAUACACAUGUGAAGCAACCAAUGUGGCAGGAAAGACCGACAAGAACUACAACCUUCAUGUGUGGGUUUCCCCCAGUAUUCGAGGAUCAGAGGAGGUUUCUGCGCUGACUGUUACUGAGGGAGGACUCAUCAGUUUGGUGUGUGAGUCCAGCGGCAUCCCUCCUCCAAGCCUGACCUGGAGGAGAAACGGCAAAGAGCUGAGAUCCAGUGCGAGGGUGAAGGUUCUGUCUGGGGGCCGUCAGCUUCAGAUCUCCAGCGCAAACCGUACGGACUCCGCCUCGUACACCUGCAGUGCCUCCAGCGCCUCAGGGACCAGCGCCAAGGAGUACAGCCUGCAGGUCUACGUGCGGCCAUACAUCCAACUCAGCGACGGCUACUCUGAGGAUAUCACCGUGAUCAAAGGGGGCACCCUCUCUCUUCAGUGCGCGCCAGAGGGAGUUCCCCGCCCUGCAGUCACAUGGUUCAAAGAUGGACGUCCGAUCGCGGGGCACCACGGAGCCCGGGUCCUGAACGAAGGCCGGCUGCUGCAGAUCAAAGACGCCCAGGUCACGGACACGGGAAGAUACACGUGCAUCGCUGUGAACGUGGCGGGCCAGGCGGACAGCAGGCAGGACGUCAGCGUGCACGUUCCACCCACUAUACUUGGAGAGGUGCAGUUCCCAGACAAUAUCAGUGUUGUGCUGAAGAAUCCAGUGGUUUUGGGCUGUGAAGGCCAUGGCAUUCCACUUCCUGAUAUCACCUGGCUCAAAGAUGGACAGCCAAUCACCACAAGCAGCUCUGUGCGCAUCCUGUCCGGAGGGCGGAGCUUGCGGCUUAUGCAUUCUGCCCUGGAGGAUUCUGGGAGAUACACCUGCAUUGUGUCAAAUACUGCUGGGGAGGAAAGGAAAGACUUCGAUCUGAACAUAUUGGUUCCGCCCAGUAUUGUAGAUGAAGGAACUGUUCAGGACACUAAGGUGAAGGAGAAACACAACAUCACGCUGAGUUGUGCGGCCACAGGUAAUCCCGUUCCAGAAGUCAGAUGGCAGAAGGACGGACAGCCGCUGGUGCCCAGUAUGAACCAUCAGAUUGUUUCACACGGUCGCUUUCUCCACAUUACCGGGGCUCAGCUUGUGGACACUGGCAGAUACAGCUGUCAUGCUUCUAACAGCGCUGGAGACCGCAGUCGUCAUUUCAACCUCAAUAUUCUAGUGGCUCCUACCAUCGCUCAGCCCGGCCCUGAAGGCUCCGCAGAGGAGGUGACCGUGACCCUGAGCAGUCCCACGUCUCUGGUGUGUGAAGUGCAGUCUUACCCUCCAGCUCUGAUUACAUGGCUCAAAGAUGGUUCUCCCUUUGAAUCCACCCGCAGCGUUCGAGUCCGUCCAGGUGGACGCACGCUGCAGAUUCUCCAUGCUAAAGAAGAAGAUGCUGGGAGAUACACCUGUGUGGCCACCAAUGAGGCCGGAGAGACUCUCAAGCACUACCAAGUCAAAGUCCACGUUCCCCCACAGAUCAAUAAGAACGACCUCCCAGGAGAAGGACUGUUUCCGAAGGAGGUUAAAAUCAAAGUGAACAGCACAUUGACACUGGAGUGUGCAGCUCAGGCCUCUCCGGCCCCAGCCCUGCAGUGGUUCAAGGACGGACAGACCUUGUUGGCAGAUGACCAUGUGUCUAUUACAGCCAGUGGUCGCAUUGUGCAGAUCAAGCAUGCUCAGGUGUCGGACACUGGGCGCUACACCUGCGUGGCCACUAACAUAGCAGGAGAGGACGAGAAGGACUUUGAUGUAAAUAUACAAGUCCCUCCACACUUCCACCAUGGCGAGACGAGCCCUUUGCCUGGUGCUGAUGGAGAUGUGCGGGAUGUGAUCCUGAAUAAUCCUGUGUCCUUGUUCUGUGAGACCAACGCAGUGCCUCCGCCCACUCUCACCUGGUACAGGGACGGCCGCCCGCUGCAGUCCACCAGCAGAGUCCUGGUGCUGCCCGGUGGUCGAGUUUUACAGAUUCCUCGAGCUCGGGUGGAGGACUCAGGGCGAUACACAUGUGUGGCUGUGAACGAGGCGGGACAGGACUCCAUUCAGUACGACGUCAGAGUGUUAAUACCUCCAACAAUUCGUGACUCGGACACAGAAUUUCCAGAGGAAGUCACCGUAUUGGCAAACAAAACCACUCAACUCAAAUGUCAAGUGGAUGGAAGCCCCGCCCCCAACGUCACAUGGUACAAGGACAGCCAGCGCCUCAGCACGGACGCCACGCACCGUGUACUGUCCAGCGGACGCAUCCUUCAGGUGUUGACCCCCCAACUGGCCGACACUGGACGCUACGUGUGUGUGGCUGAAAACGUUGCCGGCAGCACCGAAAAGUCAUUUAACCUCAAUGUUCAUUUGCCUCCUUCUUUUCUUGGAAUGAACUCGGAGACUCUCACAGUCGUAGUGAACAACUUUGUGUCUUUGUCAUGUGAAGCAACGGGAAUCCCACCGCCAGCACUGAGCUGGUUAAAUGAAAAAGGCCCGGUUCAGGCCGGUAGCAAUGCAAUCAUUACGCCAGGUGGGCGUACUUUACAGAUUCUCAAAGCAAAGGUUUCAGAUGGUGGGAAAUAUAAAUGUGUGGCCAUAAAUCCAGCAGGAGAAGCCCAAAAGGUUAUCCAGCUGACAGUUUAUGUCCCCCCCAGUAUCCAGGGCAGCAGGGGGAACACUCCUGUGGUGGUGAAUGUGCUGAUGGAUAAAGAUGUGGCUCUGGAGUGUGAGUCGAACGCUGUCCCUCCUCCCACCCUGACAUGGUACAAGAACGGUCGAGUGGUGACGGAGUCGCCCCACGUGCAGAUCCAGGCCAGGGGACAGAGGCUGCUGAUCAAAGGCUCUGAGGUCUCUGAUACUGGACAAUAUGUCUGCAAGGCCACAAAUGUGGCAGGACAAGUUGACAAGAACUUCCACCUCAACAUAUACAUUCCUCCAAGUAUUGACGGCCAAUCAGAAGAGACCUUUGUUGAAACCGUCGGUAACCCGGUCACCUUUGCCUGUGACGCCACAGGGAUCCCUCCGCCCAGGCUGACCUGGCUCAAGAAUGGACACCCCAUUGAGAACUCUGAGUCUUUUGAGAUGCACAUCUUCUCUGGAGGCAGUAAGCUUCAGAUUUCUCGAUCACAAGUUUCUGACAGUGGCACCUUCACUUGUGUGGCUUCAAACGUGGAAGGAAGAGCCUCCAAACACUACCAUCUGACCAUACAAGUUCCUCCGAGCAUCUACGGAUCAGAAAUGCCGACUGAGAUGGGAGUGUUGUUCAAUGAAAGCAUUAAGCUGGAGUGUCAAGUACAAGGAAACCCAAGUCCGACCAUUCAGUGGCUGAAGGACGGCCAUGUCAUCGAGGAGAGCUUCUCAAACUACUCACUCAGCAUCAGUCCAGAUGGAAGCAUUCUGACCGUGGAUGCAGCAGACAUCGCCGCUAGUGGGAAAUACACAUGUGUGGCCACUAACUCUGCUGGGGAAGAGGACCGUAUUUAUAACCUCAAUGUAUAUGUGCCUCCCAGGAUUGAGCUCAGCACAGAGGCGGCGGAGGAGGUGGUCAGUGUGUUGGACAGCUCAGUGAACAUGGCGUGCUCGGCCACCGGCUCGCCGCCUCCUCAGAUGAACUGGCUCAGGAACGGCCUUCCUCUGCCCGUCUCCGCCCACAUCAGGCUGCUCUCUGCUGGACAGAUGCUCCGAAUAACACGCACUCAAGUGUCUGACGGUGGCACCUACACAUGUGUGGCAUCCAACAGAGCAGGAGUGGACAACAAGCAUUACAACCUGCAAGUGCAUGUGCCCCCUAGUCUGGACGGUGCUGGGAGUGUGGAGGACCUCACGGCGGUCAGGGGAAACAUGGCGUCUCUGCGGUGUGUGGCUGAUGGGACCCCUGCUCCGCUCAUGAGCUGGUUCAAAGAUGGAGAGCUGCUUCAGUCUGAGGGCCAGCUGCUGCUGCUGAACCUCAACACCACUCUACAACUGUCUAGAGUCACAGUGAACCACACAGGGACGUACACAUGUGUAGCCAACAACAGUGCGGGACACACCAGCCGCCAUUUCAAUCUCAAAGUACUGGAGCCUCCACACAUUGAGGGCUCGGGGGUCCUGGAUGAAGUGUCCGUGGUGGUCAAUAAUGUGAUGGAGCUUCACUGUAACGCCUCCGGCAUCCCAACGCCAUCCCUGACCUGGCUCAAAGAUGGCCGCCCCCUGCCCCAGACUAACAGCCUGCGCCUCCUGAGUGGAGGAGAGGUGCUACGUGUAUCUACAGCCCAGCUGGAAGACACAGGCCGAUACAGCUGCUUGGCCAACAGCCCAGCUGGCGAUGACAACAAGGAGUUCCUGGUCCACGUGCACGUUCCACCUAAUAUCAUCGGGGAGACCACGCCACAGGACACAUCUGUCCUCCUGAACAGACAGAUUACUCUGGAGUGCAAAUCAGACGCUGUUCCCCCUCCCACCUUGACCUGGCUCAAAGACGGGAACCCGCUUCAGGCUUCUCCUCGAGUCCGUGUCCUGUCCAGCGGCCGAUACCUCCAGAUCAACAUGGCAGAGCUGACCGACAGAGCGCAUUACACCUGCGUCGCCAGCAACGUCGCCGGAAAAACCACAAGGAACUUCAACUUGACUGUCAAUGUGGCCCCUUCGAUCAGACAGAGUCCAGUCGCACUGUCUGUACCAAUAGAGCAGCCUGUGGUGCUGGAGUGUGUGGUGGAGGGAGUGCCACCCCCGCGGGUAACCUGGAGAAAGCACGGGGCAAUACUCUCCACUAACAGCCCCAGAUACGCAAUUGCCGAAGAUGGGUCGCUGCACAUUCACUCUGCUCAGGUCACAGACACGGGCCGCUACCUGUGCAUGGCCACGAAUCCAGCCGGGACACAGCGCAAGAGAGUGGACCUGCAAGUCCACGUUCCUCCUUCUAUCACUGAGGGCCACAACAACGUGACGGUGACAGUCAAUGUCCAGACCACGCUGUCCUGUGAGGCCGCGGGGAUUCCUAAACCCACAGUCAGCUGGAGGAAGAACGGACGCCUCAUUAACACCGACCAGAACCAGAAUAUGUAUAGGUUAUUGUCGUCUGGAUCUCUGGUGGUCAUCGCGGCCACAGUGGAGGACACAGCUGUGUACGAGUGUGUGGUCUCUAAUGAAGCCGGAGAGGACUCCAGACAGGUCAUCCUCAGCGUCCAUGUGCCUCCAUCCAUCGCUGAUGAGCUCACUGAGCUGGUUGUGAUGAGACUGUCCUCAGUGAUCAUACCUUGUACUGCAUCUGGGGUCCCAGAGCCCACCAUCCACUGGAGCAGGGAUGGGACCAGGCUGUCGCAUGAAGGGCAGGGGUACAGCCUCCUGCCGACAGGUCCAAUUGAGAUCGAGUCAGUCGAACUUAGUGAUGCCGGACGCUACAAGUGCACAGCCCAAAACGCUGCAGGCUCCACUGUGCGACAUGUGCAGCUGACUGUUCAGGAGCUCCCGGUCAUCCAGAACCACCGAGUGGAUUUGGAUGUGAUUCUAAACAACCCUGUGACCCUGCCCUGCAGCGCAACAGGCUCCCCCACCCCGACCAUCAGCUGGCAGAAAGAGGGCAUCAGCCUCCCGACGGCCGGUGGUGUUUACACAGUGCUGCCCGAUGGAAGUCUGCAGAUCUCAAAGUCCUCUGUGUUGGAUUCAGGCACAUACAUCUGUGUGGCUCAGAACAGCGCAGGCACAGCUUUGGGAAAAACCAAACUCAUAGUCCAAGUUCCCCCGGUGAUCAGGACGGUUUCUCAGAACUACGCUUCUCCUGUGGACUCCUCUGUGAUGCUGCCGUGUCUGGCAGAGGGCACUCCUGCUCCAGUCCUGUCCUGGCGUAAAGACGGCCAGCUGCUCUCAGAGUCCGUUGGCCAGAGAGUGCUCAGCUCGGGCUCUCUGCAGAUGGCCUUCCUCCAGCCCGGGGACACAGGCCGCUACACCUGCACAGCGGCUAAUGCAGCAGGGACCGCCAGUGUGGACAUGGAGCUCACUGUGCAGAUUCCCCCCUCCAUUGUGAGAGGAAGGUCAGAGGUGUCCGUGGUGGAGGGCAGUCAGACCCAGCUGGUGUGCGUGGCUGAGGGGGUCCCACAGCCCAUCCUGAGCUGGGAGAAGGACGGGGUGCCAGUGAGCGACAGCACUGGGGAGUAUACUGUCCUGCCGUCUGGAGAGCUGCUCAUAGACAUCGCACAGGCUUCAGACGGCGGCUCGUACACCUGUGUGGCCACCAACACUGUGGGUCAGGACACCCACACCAUGUCUGUUGCCGUCCACACACAUCCUGUUUUUACUCAACUACUCGGAGACGUGUCCCUCAACAAAGGAGAGCGCCUCCUACUGGCCUGUGGUGCCACUGGGGUCCCUGCACCUCGGAUCACAUGGGCCUUCAACAACAAGAUCAUCCCAGUUGUCUACAAUCACAUAAGCGGCCACAGUGAGCUGGUCAUCGACAGAGUGAGCAAACAUGAAGCAGGCACUUACACCUGCACGGGAGAGAACAGUGUGGGCGUGGUGAAGUCUGUGGGCUUUGUUUAUGUUAAAGAGCCCCCAAUCAUUGAUGGAGACCUCAACUCAAACCGGAUCGAGCCUCUGGGGGGAAACGCCAUCUUGAACUGUGAGGUCAGGGGCAGCCCGUUACCCACCAUUCACUGGGUUAAAAAUGGUAUAAACAUUCCAAUCAAUAAUCGCAUCCGGCUGCUGGACAACGGGUCUUUGGCCAUUUACGGCACAGUGGCUGAGGAUGCCGGUAAUUACAUGUGUGUGGCCACAAAUGAUGCUGGCAUUAUGGAAAGAAGCGUCACACUAACGCUGCAGAGUGUCCCCUCGAUUGUCCUUGAGCCAGUAGACACAGUCCUGGACGCUGGUGCUUCAGUGGUGCUGAACUGCCAGGCUGAAGGGGAGCCCGUUCCGAUGAUAGAGUGGUCCAGAGAGGGGCGUCCGCUCCUGGGUAAUGAUCGCUUCUCCUCCCUGACCAACGGCUCUCUACACAUCAGCGGGGCCCAGCGGGAAGACACCGCGGAGUACGAGUGUGUGGCAAGGAACCUUCUGGGCUCUAUACUGGUCAGGGUCACGCUCACUGUGCGAGUGCAUGGAGGGUACUCAGAGUGGUCCGAGUGGGGUCCAUGCAGUGUGUCCUGUGGAGCUGGAGGUCAGAAAAGGCGGAGGCAAUGUAAUAAUCCGACGCCAGCCAACGGAGGGCAGGACUGUACUGGGCUCUCCUCUGCGACACGCAGCUGCUACGGGAAGCCUUGUUCUGUGGACGGCAGCUGGUCUGAGUGGUCUGCUUGGGAGGAGUGUUCCCGGACCUGUGGGCAAGGCAACAGGACACGGAUCCGGAGCUGUAGUGACCCGCCAGCGCUGCACGGGGGCCGGCCGUGUGAAGGCAGGGCUGCAGAGGUUAUCAUGUGCAGCGUCAGGCCUUGUCCAGUGGCAGGUCACUGGGGGCCCUGGCUUCCAUGGAGCCCCUGCAGUGAGACCUGUGGUAAAGGCAUGCAGUCCAGGGUAAAGCUGUGCAACAACCCCCCUCCUGCGUUUGAGGGGCCCCAGUGUGAAGGCAGCGACACACAGACACAGGCGUGCAAGGAGAGGCCCUGCCCUGUGGAUGGAAAGUGGUCCUCGUGGGUGACCUGGGCCGCAUGCAGCGUAUCGUGUGGAGGCGGGACCAGACAAAGGACACGCCUCUGUGCAAGCCCCGCCCCUCUGCACAGCGGGCGCCAGUGUGAAGGGAGUGAUGUGCAAGUGGACUUCUGCAACAGCAACCCGUGCCCAGGUGGGACACAGCACAGGGACUCAGCACAGGGACUCAGCACAGGGACUCAGCACAGGGACUCAGCACAGGGACUCAGCACAGGGACUCAGCACAGGGACUCAGCACAGGGACACAGCACAGGGACUCAGCACAGGGACACAGCACAGGGACUCAGCACAGGGACUCAGCACAGGGACACAGCACAGGGACAGGGACUCAGCAGGGACUCAGCACAGGACACAGCACAGGGACUCAGCACAGGGACUCAGCACAGGGACUCAGCACAGCCACAGGGAACUCAGCACAGGGACUCAGCACAGGGACCACACAGCACAGGGGACCAGCACAGGGACUCAGCACAGGGACUCAGCACAGGGACUCAGCACAGGGGACUCAGCACAGGGACUCAGCACAGGGACUCAGCACAGGGACCAGCACAGGGACUCAGCACAGGGACUCAGCACAGGGACUCAGCACAGGGACUCAGGCACAGGGACUCAGCACAGGGACACAGGCACAGGGACUCAGCACAGGGACUCAGCACAGGGACACAGCACAGGGACUCAGCACAGGGACUCGGCACAGGGGACUCAGCACAGGGACUCAGCACAGGGACUCAGCACAGGGACACAGCACAGGGGACUCAGCACAGGGACUCAGCACAGGGACUCAGCCAGGCACAGGGACUCAGCACAGGGACUCAGCACAGGGACUCAGCACAGGGACACAGCACAGGACUCAGCACAGGGACUCAGCACAGGGACUCAGCACAGGGACUCAGCACAGGACUCAGCACAGGGACUCAGCACAGGGACUCAGCACAGGGACACAGCACAGGGGACUCAGCACAGGGACUCAGCACAGGACUCAGCACAGGGACUCAGCACAGGGACCACAGGCUCAGCACAGGGACUCAGCACAGGGACUCAGCACAGGGACUCAGCACAGGGACUCAGCACAGGGAAGCACAGGGACUCACAGGGACUCAGCACAGGGACUCAGCACAGGGACUCAGCACAGGGACACAGCACAGGGACUCAGCACAGGGACUCAGCACAGGGACUCAGCACAGGGACUCAGCACAGGGACUCAGCACAGGGACUCAGCACAGGGACUCAGCACAGGGACUCAGCACAGGGACUCAGCACAGGGACUCAGCACAGGGACUCAGCACAGGGACUCACACAGGGACUCAGCACAGGGACUCACACGGACUCAGCAGGGACUCAGCACAGGGGGACUCAGCACAGGGACUCAGCACAGGGACUCAGCACAGGGACUCAGCACAGGGACUCAGCACAGGGACUCAGCACAGGGACUCAGCACAGGGACUCAGCACAGGGACUCAGCACAGGGACUCAGCACAGGGACUCAGCACAGGGACUCAGCACAGGGACUCAGCACAGGAUCAGGGACUCAGCACAGGGACUCACCAGACCAGGGACUCAGCACAGGGACUCAGCACAGGGGACUCAGCACAGGACUCAGCACAGGGACUCAGCACAGGGACUCAGCACAGGGACUCAGCACAGGCGACUCAGCACAGGGACUCAGCACAGGGACUCAGCACAGGGACUCAGCACAGGGACUCAGCACAGGGACUCAGCACAGGGACUCACACAGGGACUCAGCACAGGGACUCAGCACAGGGACUCAGCACAGGCACAGCACAGGGACUCAGCACAGGGAUCAGACUCAGGGCACAGGGACUCAGCACAGGACUCAGCACAGGAUCGGGGACUCAGCACAGGGACUCAGCACAGGGACUCAGCACUCAGGGACUCAGCACAGGGGACUCAGCACAGGGACUCAGCACAGGGCAGCACAGCACAGGGACUCAGCACAGGGACUCAGCACAGGGACUCAGCACAGGGACUCAGCACAGGGACUCAGCACAGGGACUCAGCACAGGGGACUCAGCACAGGGGCACAGACUCAGCACAGGGACUCAGCACAGGGACUCAGCACAGGGACUCAGCACAGGGACUCAGCACAGGGACUCAGCACAGGGGACUCAGCACAGGGGACUCAGCACAGGGACUCAGCACAGGGACUCAGCACAGGGACUCAGCACAGGGACAACAUAA
This is a messenger RNA of Knipowitschia caucasica, 12297 nucleotides long. Lineage: Eukaryota; Metazoa; Chordata; Actinopteri; Gobiiformes; Gobiidae. The record is from the annotation of a GenBank genome assembly.